Messenger RNA from Odobenus rosmarus divergens (Pacific walrus), 525 nucleotides. It is a transcript of the gene BST2, whose product is annotated as bone marrow stromal cell antigen 2. Gene Ontology annotation, biological process: defense response to virus; innate immune response. Lineage: Eukaryota; Metazoa; Chordata; Mammalia; Carnivora; Odobenidae. The transcript is spliced from 4 exons. The coding region runs from base 1 to 525 and encodes 174 amino acids. Gene Ontology annotation, molecular function: metalloendopeptidase inhibitor activity. The record is from RefSeq and is a predicted model, not a curated record. Gene Ontology annotation, cellular component: cell surface; Golgi apparatus.
AUGGCUGACAAAUCAGAGUCAAUGCUGGGAUGUAGGAGGCUGGGGCGGAGGGGGUGGCUGGGGGUCUUGGUGAUCCCGUUGGUGGUGGCUGCGUUUGUGUGCCUGAUUGUCUUCGCUGUCAGGGCCAACAGCACAGCCUGCAAUGAUGGCCUCCUGGCAGAGCAGGAGUGUCCCAAUGUCACCUGCCUCCUGGAGCUCCAGCUAAACCAAACCCGGCAAGACUUACUACGGACCAUGGACCAGGCUGCCACCUGCCACCAGACUGUGAUGAACCUGUCAGCUUCCCUGGAGAUGGAGAAGGCCCAAGGUCUGGAGCAGCUCAUCCAAAAAGAGGAGCUUCAGGGAGAGAUUGAGAAAUUGAAGCAGAAGCUGCAAGAAGCUCUGGAAGAGGCAGAGCGACUAAGACAAGAGAAGGAGGCCUCGAGCAAGGAAGGGGAAACCAGCUUUGGCAGCUCCUUGCAAGCACUCAGCCCCUUGAUGGUGCCUGUGUACCUGCUCCUGGGCCUCAUUGCUCUGCUGGCCUGA